AUGGCCUCGCUCGCCCCGCCUUCGUCGUCUGCGCCUUCCAAGGCCCACCGCAACCUCGAUGUUCCUCGCCCUCAGCCGGCGUCCUCGCGCCCUCGCAAAGCGCCGCACCAGCUCCCCGUCUGGAACCUCGCCAAGGUCCCGUUCCGCCUCUUUUCGCCGCCCAAGGCGACUGGCAUGGUCGGAUCGGUUCGCUCGCUCAAGGCGACGCCCAUGAGCGACGUCCGCCUCGCGGAUGUCAUUGCCAACAAACACCUCUCGCCGCUCUCGCUCAAGGACUUUGAGGGCUACCUCGUCUUCAAGGAGUACUCUGCCGAGAACCUCUACUUCAUCCUCUGGCUCAACGAGUACGAGAAGGAGUACGCGGCGUACAUGAAGGAUUCGUCGAUCCCAAAGAAGGAGGCCCAGCCGACGCUCAACACGGACCCGUCCGCUCCUCGCUCGGCGGCGCACUUGCCCGAGUACCUCGCAGAGUCGCUCCGUCGCGGCCUCGACGUCUUCUUCGCGCCCGACGGUCCUCUCGAGCUGAACCUCCCUCGCGCGACUCGCGACCGCAUCCUCGUCGAAGCGGGUAACUCGGGCGACCCCAACGACUUUGCCGAGGCUCGCGACAUCAUCGAGCACUCGCUCAACCGCUCGCUCGCCGCGCACACCAAGACUUGCGUCGCCAACGCCGGCCCGCGCCGUCUCGUCUUCUGCUGGUCUCUCGGUUGCUUCGUCUUCCUCCUCGGUCUUAUCCCUCCCUUCGUCGGCAUCUUCGGCCACCACGCUCGCGGAUACCGCGCAAUCGGUCUUCCCUUCCUCGGCCUAGGCAUGGCUAUCAUGGUUAUGGCCGUCAACCGCAUCUGUGCCGUCAUCUGGCUCCUCGGCGAGGACCGCCAGCUCCUGCCCUGGGAGCUUGCAUCGCCGACCGUCACCUCCGGAUCGAUCGUCCCUAUCAACUGCCCGACCACUCCUUCCUCGACCUACUCCUCCUGGGACGACGAAUCCUCGUACGGCGACGACUCCAAGUCGCCCGAGUCGUCUUUCCGCACGCAGACCUCGGCCAACCCGUACCCGUGGGAGAAGCAAGACGCCGAGCUCUCAUCGACUCCCGCCGUCGCACAGGUCGACUUCACUCCUUCUUCGCCCACCGCUUCGUCUCGUCCGCCUUCGUACCGUUCGGGGGGCACCACCUCGCGCGGCGUCGUCCCCGGCUCGGCACCCGUCUUCGGACCCGUCACCAGCGUCUUCUCGCCCGACGUCGCACGAGCACAGUGGCGUCUCGCUGUGUACGCUCUCGGCAUCGGUCUCCUCACCGUCUGCACCGUCGGCGUCGUCCUCAUGGCCGUCCCCAACCAGUAA
This is a messenger RNA of Rhodotorula toruloides NP11, 1341 nucleotides long. RefSeq names its product regulator of G protein signaling superfamily protein. The coding region runs from base 1 to 1341 and encodes 446 amino acids. Lineage: Eukaryota; Fungi; Basidiomycota; Microbotryomycetes; Sporidiobolales; Sporidiobolaceae. The record is from RefSeq and is a predicted model, not a curated record. The transcript has 4 exons.